Molecule: messenger RNA, 696 nt
Organism: Centropristis striata (black sea bass)
Lineage: Eukaryota; Metazoa; Chordata; Actinopteri; Perciformes; Serranidae
Product: interleukin-25-like
Exons: 3
Coding region: 79-498 (139 amino acids)
Cellular component (GO): extracellular region
Molecular function (GO): cytokine activity
Source: RefSeq, a predicted model, not a curated record
UCCAAGCAAAAUGACAUUUCAGCGUCCCCAAGGGAAAGACAGAGCCUCCAUCACAUCCACCUCCAGACAGAACCUGCAAUGGAACAUCUCCCGCUGCUGCGUGUCUUCAUGGUGUGCCUGCUGGCCCUCCACCAGUGCCUGGCGCUGCCACUGGGCACCCAGUGUAUGGACGAAUCCCUCUGCACAUACAGCCUGCAGGACUACUACAGCCAGCUGGUCAGCCUGCCGGGACGCAUCAACGAACGCAGCAUCGCCACUUGGAGCUACGUGGAGAACAUCGACUUGAACCGGGUGCCUCAGGUCAUCCAUGAGGCCAGCUGCCACACCAGCCACUCCUGCAGGGGUCUGGACAAUGCUUUCGGUCUAGAGACCAUCCCCGUGUCCCUCAGGAUGCCCGUCCUCAAGAAGAACCCCGCCUGCUUCCCCACAGCCAGCUACUCUCUGGAGUUUGAGCUCAUCACCAUAGCCUGUAUAUGUGCCAUCUCCAGACACAGCUGAACAGGACGGACUGCUCAACAACAAGUGGUUCACUUGAUGCAGAUGGGAUUCUUUUUUUUUUUAAUAAUUCAUAAUUUAUUUCAUUUAUUUGAUUUAUUGAUGCACAUUGAUCACCAUAUCUAAAUGUACCAGUAUGAUUGUCCCACAGCCUGAUGUUAAAAAGUCAUUAAAACAACAAAUAAAAAUCACAACAAGGUC